UUCAAACUGAACGGACGUAUUGAUCUCGGGGUCUGGCGUGAGACUUCGGAUAGGUGUCAAAUUCUCAUAAGAUUGCGAGUGUUUUGUUUGUUUUGAGCGACGCGUAAACAGAGUGACAUGAUGAGGCCCCAAUUAGUGGCGAUGGCCAUCGUCAUGCUGCUGGCCGUGAUCUGUGGUUCUGGCACUGGCUCUCUGGUGGAAGUUCCCGAAGUAACCCAGGCACCGCCACUCCCACCACGUAACCCCCGAAACAACCAGACGCGGUCGCGCAUGCCCAAUAACUUCCGAGGUCUGGCAGCCCCCACGAGUCCUCCGAGAUGCGACUACAGGGAACUGAUGACCAAUCUGCACGAUCGCGUUGGGGUCUUGGUGACCUUGGACGAGGACCAGCGCCACCGCCUGGAAGUCAUCGAUAAGAAAUUGGAUCAGCUAGUUGAAAGCAGUUCAGCCAAAAUGGAAUCUAUGAAGGCCCAGCAAAUGGACUUCCUGCAGCGACUGGACAGCUUCGAGCACAUCCAGCGACUGUCGAGGAACACUCUGGAUGAGCUUAAAGGUGAAACCGAUCAGGUUUUUGGUCCACGGCGUGUAAGAGAGCUAAAACACAAGCUCAACAACCGCAACAAGAUGAAGGUUCUCUCCCGAACUGCUCGUGAUAUUCCGCAGAGUCAGUAUGCCCUAUCCGGAGGUCAGGUACUUAACGAAACCAAUUUGAACUUAUCCGAGCGACUGGAUGCUUUGGCCACUCUUUUGGCCUCAACAGCUAUCAAUGUCAGAUCCGUGCAGGUUGAAGUUGGCAAUCUGGCAAAGGUUAUUAGGCGCCAGACCCGCGUGAUCCAUGGAAAAGGUCAAAAGGCGAGCGUUUCCCAGUCGCCCAUCUUCUACGGACCAGCCGGCCAGUCAGUGCCCAACAGCUGCGCCUUUCACAUUCUGGCUGUUGAUGGAAUCCUGAAAAUCCAGCUCACGCCCGAAUCGGAGUCCUUCUACGUUUCCUGUGAUGGGGACUGGACGGUUAUCCUGAGCCGCACUUCCGAUGAUGUGAACUUCGAACGCGGCUGGCUGGACUAUCGCGAUGGCUUUGGCAACCUGGCUGGGGAUUUCUUUAUUGGCCUAAACAAACUGCAUGCCCUGACCUCAUCCGGCUUGUAUGAACUUAGGAUUGCGCUGGAGGACUUUUCGGGCAACGUGGCAUAUGCGAGCUAUUCGCUAUUUGCCAUUGGCAGCGAAAGGGAGUCAUUCCCCCUCAUUCUGUUGGGCAAAUUCCAGGACAACCCGCUCAUUCCAGCGGGAGAUUCCCUGUCCUAUCAUGCCGGAGCCAGGUUCAGUACUGUUGACCACGAUAACGACAACUGCCUGGACUGCAACUGCGCCUUGAAACAUAAGGGAGCUGGAUGGUAUAGCAACUGCGCGAAGAGCAACGUUUUUGGUCAGUAUUUGCCCAAUGCCCAGACUGGAGAAACUGGAAUGUGGUGGGACACCUUCGCUGGUCAGAAUUCUCUGAAGAAGGUCCGAUGGAUGAUACGCCCCGUUGCCGAAUCAUUAGAUGACGCCAGGCGAUAGGAUCAGUCCAUGUCCAUGCCCAACUGCCAUCUCCUAAAUCAGGGAUAACCCACAAUCGAUUGCUUGCAUUUUAACCCUAGCUUUAGCUUUGAAUCUCUCUGUGCGUGUGUGUGUAAUAUUUAUGGAAAAUUACUUAAUACCUAGAUAAUACAGUAAUGUUACGAGUA
This is a messenger RNA of Drosophila eugracilis, 1724 nucleotides long. Its product is annotated as angiopoietin-related protein 7. The transcript has 5 exons. The record is from RefSeq and is a predicted model, not a curated record. Bases 118 to 1557 code for a protein of 479 amino acids. Lineage: Eukaryota; Metazoa; Arthropoda; Insecta; Diptera; Drosophilidae.